UUGCUCCAAUGUCGUUAUGAAAACAUUGGCAAUACUUAGAUUUGAAAUAAUAAAUGUUCUUUCUUUAAACCUAGGUUUUCAAAUAGAAGAUCGAAAUGAUUCAUUCACAAUGGUUGAAAUAAUACGUCAGUAAAAAUGGCUGCUAAUAAUGGACUGCAGUGAUUCAUAUCCUGAGCACACACUUGUUUACAGUAUUCAUAGCUGGUCAUCUUAUUCUGGAAAUUACCAUCCAAGUAAUAUUCUUCUUGAUCGACCAACGGAUCAAACAUCACGAUGGUCAUCAGAUACCAAUUUUCCACCACAAUUUAUUUUGCUAAAACUUCAGCAACCUGCUAUUGUCACAGAAAUCACGUUUGGUAAAUAUGAAAAAACACAUGUGUGCAAUCUGCAAAAGUUUAAAAUAUAUGGUGGUCUCAAUGAAGAUCAUAUGCUUGAACUUUUAGCUGAUGGAUUGAAAAACGAUCCAAACAAAGAGACCUUCAUUUUAAAGCAUGAAUUGCAGGGGAAGAAAUUUCCUUGCAAAUUUGUAAAAAUUGUGCCAUUGUUAUCUUGGGGUACAAGCUUCAACUUCAGCAUAUGGCAUGUUCAGCUGACUGGUAUUGAUGACGCAGAUUUUGUUCGUCCACAAUUAAAGUGGUUUAAUAAUUACAGAGAACAAGAAGCUAUUCGAUUAUGUCUAAAACAUUUUCGACAAAAGAACUACAGGGAAGUAUUUGAGGUGCUACAAAGGACUUCCAAUGUUGCGUUUGAAGACCCUUUGUUAACAAGACUUCAUGAUGCACUGGUAAAAAAUGGUAAUUUUGAACUGAGUGAAGAAAUUGUCGACAAUGCUGGACGAGAUGGUGUAUUUCAAGAAUUUCUUUAUAACCAAGAUUACCAGCCACAAUGGUCGCAAAUUAUUUCCUUAACGAAAAAUGGUACUCAGUCUUCUAUGAAACCUGGUAUGAGAGGUGGUCAUCAGAUGUGUCUUGAUUCAGAAAAACAACUGAUAUUUCUUCUCGGUGGCUGGGAUGGGAUGAAAGAUCUGGCAGAUUUUUGGGUAUAUGACAUCGCAAAUGAACAGUGGCAAAUAAUUUCAAAAAAUGUCACUGCUGAUGGAGGACCAUCUGCAAGAUCUUGCCACAAGAUAUGUUUAGACAAACGAAACAGGAAUCUUUAUAUAUUAGGGAGAUAUCUAGAUUCUCCAGGUCGAGCUCAUGUGGAACUUAAAAGUGACUUCUACAGAUAUAACCUUGACACCGCCUUGUGGGAGACUAUUUCAUUGGACACUGCUAAUGAAGGGGGUCCUUAUCUGAUAUUUGAUCACCAGAUGCAAUAUGAUCCAGUAACGGAAAAUAUAUUUGUGUUUGGUGGACGAAUAUUGACAAGCAUUUCAAACGAUGAUCGGACGUUUGAACCGUUUUUCAGUGGUUUAUUUACCUACCAUAUACCGACAAAUACGUGGACUAAAUUAAGAGACGACAACACAGAAAGUGUCGGUGGUAUUCAACUUAGAUCUCGUAGCGGUCACUCCAUGUUAAUUGACGAGUCAAGAAGAUUGUUGUAUAUUUUCGCGGGACAAAGAAGCAGAGAAUACUUAAAUGACUUUUUUGCUUAUAAUAUCGACAAAGAUGAAAUCACAUUAAUGGUCGCAAAGUCUGGUAAUAAGGAAUUACCGUCUGCUGGAUUUACGCAAAGAUCAACCAUUGAUAUGGAGUUUGGAGAGAUAUAUGUUUUGUCGGGCUUAAGUAAAGAUAGAGAAAAGAGAGAAGAAUCAAUACAAAACUCUUUUUGGGUAUAUAAUCUAAAAACUGAUAAAUGGUCGUGUGUUUACAAGAAUGAGCAUCGUCAGCAACAGUGUAGUAAAGAAAAUAUAGAACCGCGCCCUCGAUUCGCUCAUCAGCUAGUAUACGAUCCUGUUAAUAAGGUACAUUUCUUAUUUGGUGGAAACCCUGGUAAAUCAAAUUCGACGAAGCUGAGGCUUGAUGAUUUCUGGGAACUUAAGCUUCAGCGAUCCUCAGUGGAAGACAUUAUUCGCUAUUGCAAAUACAUUAUUCGUAAACUGAGAUAUAAGGAAUUGAGUGUGACCGAUCCUGUAUGUGCGUUGUCAUAUUUACAGACGGAGAUAGGUCAACUUGUGGAUCAUACCAAUCAACGCGAACGCGAAGAGUUCGAGUCUUUGGCGUUAACAUUAUUUACACUGCAGUCUCCCUCUUCAUCAUCGGACGAGGACGAAACCUUUACUGACGGUGAUGUCGUACGAAUUCCGUCUCGUGUUUACAGUGCACGAAAUGAGGUAUUCGAAACGCUUACAAAAUAUUUCCCUACUAGCAUGGUUCAGCCUCGUGGAAAUAUUACAGAUUUUAUUCUAUCUUGAUCGGCUUUUGUAUAAAUUUUAUUAUAUCAUUUUAAAACGAAAAUAUACAUGUACAAAAACA
This is a messenger RNA of Hydractinia symbiolongicarpus, 2417 nucleotides long. Its product is annotated as muskelin-like. The record is from RefSeq and is a predicted model, not a curated record. Lineage: Eukaryota; Metazoa; Cnidaria; Hydrozoa; Anthoathecata; Hydractiniidae. The transcript has 26 exons. Gene Ontology annotation, molecular function: protein binding. Bases 149 to 2356 code for a protein of 735 amino acids. Gene Ontology annotation, cellular component: cytoplasm.